Messenger RNA from Candidula unifasciata, 474 nucleotides. Lineage: Eukaryota; Metazoa; Mollusca; Gastropoda; Stylommatophora; Geomitridae. The record is from the annotation of a GenBank genome assembly.
AUGUCGCUACGUCAGCAGUGGGUGCAAUUUCGGUCACAAACGUGGGAUUAUUGUAUCAACAGAGAUAUAAUUGAACUUUCGUAUACGCAAUUCACAGUCCUAUCAGUUUCCGGUCUGACAUGCGUACAGUGCAUGUCCAUGAACACGCCGAGCUGUCUGCAUGGUCGCUUGACUCCUACUCCCUGCAUAGAAUCGGAGCACAAGUCAAAGUACUGCUACAAGUCAGUUGGCACCCAGACAUCAGGAAAUGGUCAUUUUGUGUCCCGGGGCUGCAGCAUGACCCUACAGAAGAACUGCACCACCAAAUUGGUAUUGGGCGACUUCUACAACGUCUGCCACGACUCCUGCGACCAUGACGGCUGUAACCGAGCACUCGCCUUGUCUUCGGUGGGCAUCAAUCUCCUGUUCCUGGCAUUUAUUGUUAUCACAGCAGACCUUCUGGCCGCUGACGUGUUCCGGCUGAGACUUUUGUAG